AUGAGUGAUUUUCGUCUCAUGUGCUGCGGAGCUCACGCGCUCGACUCCCUCACAUGGCGGCGCCGGAACCGGAAGUACUUGAUUGUGUUUUUACUGCAGUACUUCAUCAGCCGAGUGCGAUUCCAGGAUUAUACCGGAGACAUUGUGGCAUUCGAUGAGAGAAGACGACUUUCCUCUCUGCCUCUUCUGCGGUUAAGAAACUGGGUAUUUCAUGUAAAUGAAAGUAUUGGUACUUUUAGUACUGAUAGUAAAAGUUACUUCUUGCCGGAUGACUUGAUACCAGAAGAUCAGUGGCUGCAUGUAAAUGACAGCGCAAUAACAUGGAAAGCCGGAAAGAUGCCACAAUCUCGCUGCAAUGAGAGAUGUCCCCCCGGGUCCAGGAAAGCUCCUAAUGGAGAAUAUCACUCCUGCUGUUAUGACUGUGUCCCCUGUUCUGAGGGAGAAAUGUCCAAUAUAACCGAUUCUGACAGCUGCAUUAAAUGCCAAAGUGAUGAAUGGCCUAAUGAGAAGAGAGACCAAUGCCGGCCCAAAGUAGUGGAAUUCAUCUCUUACCAGAAUGACACCAUUGCUUCUGUCUUCUCCUGUGUCUCGGUCUUCGGAUGUCUUGUGACCGGCUUCGUAUUUGGAAUAUUUAUUUCCUAUCGAGACACUCCUAUUGUUAAAGCCAAUAACCGGAACCUGAGUUACCUCCUCCUGAUCUCCAUCAUCCUCAGCUUCCUCUCUGUCUUCUUGUUUCUGGGUCGUCCCAAUGAUGUGACUUGUAGAGUACGUGAAACCAGUUUUGGAAUUUUCUUCUCAAUAGCCGUCUCUUCACUUCUCGCCAAGACUGUGAUGGUUUGUGUUGCUUUUAAGUCCACCAAGCCUGGAAGCCCUUGGAGAAAAUGGCUCAGUGUGAAACUACCAUAUACCAUAGUGUCAUUGUGUUCAUCCUUUCAAGCUGUAAUCUGUGUUAUCUGGUUGUCUAUUUCUCCUCCAUUCCAGGACCUGGACACUGACUCUUAUCCUGGGAAGAUCAUCAUUCAGUGUAAUGAAGGCUCAGAUAUCUGGUUCUACUCCAUGUUGGGUUAUCUGGGGCUCCUGGCAGCUGUGAGCCUUGUUCUGGCUUUCAUGGUGAGGACAUUACCGGACAGUUUUAAUGAGGCCAAGUACAUCACCUUCAGCAUGCUGGUGUUCUGCAGCGUCUGGAUCUCCAUGAUCCCGGCUUAUCUGAGCACCAGAGGAAAGAACAUGGUGACUGUGGAGAUAUUUGCAGUAAUGGCUUCCAGUGCUGGACUUUUAGGUUGUGUGUUUUUCCCAAAAUGUUUUAUCAUUUUGUUUAAAUCUGAAAUGAACAGAAAAGCUGACCUGCUGGGGACAAGAAAGAACUGA
Bufo gargarizans (Asiatic toad) is the source of this 1368-nucleotide messenger RNA. Its product is annotated as vomeronasal type-2 receptor 26-like. The record is from RefSeq and is a predicted model, not a curated record. The coding region runs from base 1 to 1368 and encodes 455 amino acids. Gene Ontology annotation, cellular component: membrane. The transcript is spliced from 4 exons. Lineage: Eukaryota; Metazoa; Chordata; Amphibia; Anura; Bufonidae. Gene Ontology annotation, biological process: G protein-coupled receptor signaling pathway. Gene Ontology annotation, molecular function: G protein-coupled receptor activity.